GGACAAAAUAGCUUCAAAAUUAUUGGCUUUUUGACAAGCAUAUUCCACGUGUCUGAGCUGCCUCGACACACCGUCCUCUGUUGCUGCUCCGACCGGAGAUGCUCACGGCAGUCCACAAACCGCUGCGUGUGUCGAUGUGCAAAGCAGCGCAAGACAACUGAAACUCUCCCAACCCCGGCAAGCUACUGGACGCACGUGAUACAAAAGGAUGGUUUCGAUGUCAACUUGGCGAAACGAGAUCCGCUUCGCGGGAUGCCUACGCGCGAACGUAGUAGCGUGGAUGCAACCGGUUGCUUUCCACGAUCAUUGCGGCAACUUCCACGUCCUUGACGAGGUUCACAAAAGCCGACACGAGCUCCAUGGUCGCGUUGUACUCGAUGAUUUGACCCGAUGUGUCAAAGACCAAGUCGGACGUUGCCGAGGCACGUAUAGUUUGACCAAUCAAGCGUUGGACGAGGGGUUCGUUACUGAGGAUGCGGGGGUAGUACAUUUCGAGGAGGCCGCGCGAGAUGCGCUGCGUGACGAUCACCUGGAGCACACAACGCCCCAGUACACGGUUGUCGGACUCGUCGUUGUAGACAAAGUGACUGUCGACGUAGUCCAUUUGAAAGUUCAAGUGCACGGAGCAGUAGCGGCGAAAGUUGUCGAGAAAAAACGUCAACCCGACAAUUCCGUGCGCCACCAAGUCCUCGCGCAUGAUCGAGCGGGCGAACUUGAGCUGGGUGGGGUGGCUCGACUGAACGCCAAAGUGAAACAUGUUGACGUACUCUUUGACGACUUUCUCUGGUCGAGCUUCGUUCAGCGUCAGCGCUGCUUGGACCAAACGGAGUUGGUGUUCAAGGGUCUCCGCCUCCCGUGCCAAUUCUUCGACCUCGACCUCGAGCGCUUCUGUGCGCAUCUUUCUACGAAGCACAUGCGCUCGCUGGUUCUCUGCAUGUACGGCCUGUCUCGCGCGCUUCUUGGCGGCGGCGUCCGACGCGACUGUUCUGGCCAUCCUCCGGUUCAUGCGAUGGCGACGUCAGAAAACAAUGACUGACUGUUGACGUGACUGAUCAUGAUGCACAAUCGUAUUUUAAAUAUUUUUCGUAUAACGUCA
Molecule: messenger RNA, 1096 nt
Organism: Aphanomyces invadans
Lineage: Eukaryota; Oomycota; Saprolegniomycetes; Saprolegniales; Verrucalvaceae
Exons: 1
Coding region: 209-1036 (275 amino acids)
Source: RefSeq, a predicted model, not a curated record